Nezara viridula (southern green stink bug) is the source of this 237-nucleotide messenger RNA. The record is from the annotation of a GenBank genome assembly. Lineage: Eukaryota; Metazoa; Arthropoda; Insecta; Hemiptera; Pentatomidae.
AUGGAAGUAAAAAAAAUAAUGUAUAUAUAUAUCGACGAGUAUCCUUAUCUCAGAUUUAGUAGGAUUAAAAUGACAUGUGUUGAUAAAGGGCAGUUUCGUUCUCAGUCAUUUGUGAUUGGCUCAGCACGACGCGACUGCACUCAUCAUGGUUUAUAUUCAGGGUUUCUUCAGAAGAUCCAUCCAGCAGAAGAUACAGUACAGACCCUGCACGAAGAACCAGCAGUGUUCCAUCCUUAG